Molecule: messenger RNA, 2099 nt
Organism: Pygocentrus nattereri (red-bellied piranha)
Lineage: Eukaryota; Metazoa; Chordata; Actinopteri; Characiformes; Serrasalmidae
Exons: 6
Coding region: 298-909 (203 amino acids)
Biological process (GO): intrinsic apoptotic signaling pathway in response to DNA damage; release of cytochrome c from mitochondria; mitochondrial fusion
Cellular component (GO): mitochondrial outer membrane
Molecular function (GO): protein homodimerization activity; channel activity; protein heterodimerization activity
Source: RefSeq, a predicted model, not a curated record
GUGCCGCGCAGCUACUUCCUCGAUGCGAGUUCAUGGGUCUGGAGUCAACCAGUCUCGGGAAGCGUAUAACAGUGACUUUAACUUUGACACUUUCAUGGCGAAGUGAAGUGAAGGGAAGGACGUAUGUACCCGCAGCAGUUUGAACCACUUUCUUUCUUCGCGACUUCGUCAGCAGUCCAGACUCCGUCUAACUGUUCCGAAGUGAGCGAAGCAAAGUUCCCUCAGAGCUGGUAACUCCGUUAGCUAGCUUGAAGUAGAGCCGCGCGCUCUUCUUAAGCAUUCGCUUUAGCCUUUACAAUGGCGGAACCUAACGAAAACGAGAGAACGGACGACGAACUGCUGGGGGCCGCCGGCGGGGCAGAUGUCGUUGAUGAUCUAAUCGUAGAGGAAAGUGCAUUAAUAUUUAGAGGGUAUGUUAUGGAGCGGUUCAGUACAGAGAACCCUGCCAUGCACGUGAGCCCCGAGGAUCUCGGUGGAAGACCUGAUGAAAUGGACGAUCCUCGAAUAAAAGUGGUUGUAGAGCAGCUUCUUAAGAUUGCGGAUGAUCUGAAUCGAAAUGCAGAGUUUCAACAUCUCAUCAGCACUGUGGAGGCUAACUGUGCUCAAGAUGUGUUCAUGACGGUGGCCAGGAGCAUCUUUGCAGACGGCAUUAACUGGGGGCGGAUUGUGGCUCUCUUUCAUCUGGCCUAUCAGCUGAUUUACAGGGCACUGACUCAAAACCACUAUGAAAUCAUCAAGACGAUCAUUAGCUGGGUAUUACAAUUUAUCAGGGAACACAUAUCUGCCUGGAUCAGACAGCAGGGAGGAUGGGGGGCCGUUUUGCGCAGUGUGUCCAGAUGGCGCACUGUGUCUAUCAUUGCUGCCGUGGCAUUCAUUGUUGCUGCCGUGUACUGGAGAAACACUCGCUGACCUCCUCGGACUAAAAGCCUGAAGCUCUUGAAACAGCAGGGGAUCCAGAUUCAGUUAUUUGCACAUUGGGAAAUUGAUAUCAGAAGCAAUAAUACAUCAUUGAAUGAUGCUUGACAAAUAUAUUGACCAAAUACUCAUGUUGUUCGGGUUAUUUAAACCAAGUCAUAAGCCAAGUUCAGCACACACUGAGAGCCAAUGCAAUAGACACUGUAGCCCUUUUUUUCUCUAAUUUCUCUGUGUUUGUGACUUUGAUGCCUUAAGGAAGAACUAUUUAUUAACAGAGUCUCUUUUUAUACUUCCCACUAUGUUUGAGGUUAUUUUUAGAAUCAGGGAUUCCACUCCUUCUCAGAUAUCCGAUCUUAAGUGCCAAUCAGUUGUAGCCCUACGUCCAACUGGUGGAUUGUCCAGGACCGGUUGUUAAUCACAUGAUUUUUAUAUUGAAUUUAAAUGUGCAUCUUAUUGAAUUUUUACAUUUGAGUGUAACUGAAAAGAUAAGUGUAGAUUGCAAAUUUAAAAGCUUUUUUUAAAAGCUAUUUUUAUUUUUAUUUUAUUAAGCUUUUCUUGUCUGUAGAAAGGGUCUCAUCCAGUCUACAUAAAGUCUGAUCUACAGUUCAUCUGAAUAUCUUAGUAAGAUGUUGGUAGGCAUUGUUCAUAAAAGUGAGUUAAGCAACAAAGAAUGUGGGAUUGAUAGAUUUAUCACAGGUUAAAUAACAAAAUGUCUGAAAGCAGUCCUGAUUCCAGUCCCAGCUGUGUGGCUUUAGGUGGAGCUUGGUGUUGGCAUUCAUGAUCUGAUCCCUUAAUUACUCUGAGAACUGACCAAGUUUGGAGAAAAAUUGGCAUUGGUCAUUGAAAAACUGUUAGUGUAGUUUAGUAGUAAAGAUCAGUGUGGAGGUCAAAGGAAAAUUUUAUUGCAUAUGGUGAAAACAUUACUGUAUGUUCACUUUGUAUGUAAUGAAUUGUCCAAAAUGGGGGGGGGAAAUUAAGUUGUGUUUUUUUUUUUUUUUUUUUGUACUUGGUCAUUGUUUACAUCAAAAUAAAUGUGAUCAGGGUUAAUUCUGAGACUGACCAUUCUUACUAAUGACAAAUGUCGUAUUCGGUGUGCUGUUGUAUGGGUUGUUCUACGUUGCAGCUGAUAUGUAAAAAGUGAAAAACCUAGUCUGUUGAGCGUCAGUAAAGUUAGUCUGUCUCAA